AUGGCACUGUAUGAGGCGUUAUAUGGUCGUAGGUUUCGUACUCUUACCUGUUGGACAGAAUUGGGCAAGCGGCGAGUUUUGGGGCCAGAGUUAGUUUCUAAUACCGAAAUGAAGGUAAAACUGAUUCGAGACCGAUUGAAGGAAACAUCUGAUAGGCAGAAGUCCUACGUGAAUCUUAAACACCGAGAGAUUGAGUAUUCUAUGGGGGACUACGUAUUUCUCAAGGUCUCCUCACGAAAAAAGUUAUUGAGGUUUGGGCGGAAGGGUAAGCUUAGCCCUAGGUUCAUUGGGCCUUACCGUGUACUGCAGCGUGUGGGAUCGGUCGCCUAUCAACUUGAUUUGCCUCCAAAAUUAGACCAGGUUCAUGAUGUGUUCCACGUCUCCAUGCUGAGGUUUUAUCGCUCUAAUCCCACACAUAUAGUACCAGUUGAGGAGAUUGAGGUUAAGCCAGAUCUGACCUUCGAGGAGGAGCCAGUGCAAAUUUUAGACUGUGGGGUUAAGGUACAAAGAAAGAAAUCUAUUCCUCUAGACAAAGUACUUUGGCGCAAUCACAGUUCAGAAGAGGCCACGUGGGAACCCGAAGAGGCGAUGCGACAAUAA
Messenger RNA from Gossypium raimondii (Peruvian cotton), 600 nucleotides. RefSeq lists its product as uncharacterized. NCBI's taxonomy places the organism in Eukaryota, Viridiplantae, Streptophyta, Magnoliopsida, Malvales, Malvaceae. The transcript has a single exon. Bases 1 to 600 code for a protein of 199 amino acids. The record is from RefSeq and is a predicted model, not a curated record.